Messenger RNA from Vombatus ursinus (common wombat), 4230 nucleotides. RefSeq names its product crumbs cell polarity complex component 1 (gene CRB1). Gene Ontology annotation, cellular component: protein-containing complex; plasma membrane. NCBI's taxonomy places the organism in Eukaryota, Metazoa, Chordata, Mammalia, Diprotodontia, Vombatidae. The record is from RefSeq and is a predicted model, not a curated record. The annotation marks the transcript as partial. The transcript is spliced from 13 exons. Gene Ontology annotation, biological process: heterophilic cell-cell adhesion; establishment or maintenance of epithelial cell apical/basal polarity. Gene Ontology annotation, molecular function: calcium ion binding.
AGUGAGCAAGUAAAUAAUGUCGUUUCAGUGUUUUGUUUUUCCCUUAUGCUGUUAAUACAUGUUAAGACUCAGUCUGACAAAUCCUUUUGCAUUGGAAAUGACACUGUAUGCCUCUCAAAUCCCUGUCCGAACAAUUCUACAUGUGAUAAUAUUAGUAAGGACAAUACUUGCCACUGUUCCAACACCACUGAAAAUGUGGGGGAAAGUUGUGAUAUAAAGUUGGUUUCGUGUUCCUCCAAGCCCUGUAAACGAAAUGGAUUUUGUUUUGAUCUGGAUGAAGAACCUGGCUUUUUCUGCCGCUGUCCACCAGGAUAUGGUGGGAAAACCUGUGAAAUCACUCUUACGUCCUGUGUCUCAGGCUUUUGUAGACAUGGAGGCAUUUGCCACCACGGCACCUCUGGCCCUUUCUGUGACUGUGCUGAUGGGUUUAUUGGAAAGCACUGUGAGACUGAUUUCAAUGAGUGUGGUUCCAACCCUUGUCGCAACGGAGCUGUGUGCCAGGAUGGAAUCAAUGGUUAUUCCUGUUACUGUGUCCCUGGAUUUCAAGGAAGAUAUUGUGAACGGGAAGUGGAUGAGUGUGCUUCAGAACCCUGCCAAAAUGGGGCUAAAUGUCGCAACAAGGUAGGGGGCUACAUCUGUGACUGUCUACCAGAGUUCUUUGGUGCAAACUGUGAAAUGGAAAUUGAUGACUGUUUGUCACAGCCUUGCCUAAAUGGUGGCACCUGUCAGGAUUCUGUGGGGCGCUAUUUCUGUGGCUGUGCCUUUGGAUUCCGUGGUGAACACUGUGAAAUCAACAUCGACGAGUGUUACAGUCGUCCAUGCCUUAAUAAAGGGCGGUGCAUUGAUGGUAUCUAUAGUUACCACUGCAACUGUGAUGGUACUGGAUUCACAGGCAAGCAAUGUGAGAUCUCAAUGUCUGUGUGCUCGUCACAACCCUGUCAUAAUAAUGGCACUUGUGAGGUGUUUGAUGACAGAUACAUUUGCCACUGCUGGCCAGGGUUCACAGGCUCCCGCUGUGAGAUCGACAUCAAUGAGUGCAGUAGUAACCCCUGCCCCUCUACUGGGGAAUGUGUGGAACUAUCCUGGGCAAGCCAAUAUGGAAGAAUCUCUGAGUUGCCAUCUGAAUUCAGCUACCUUCACGCCACAGGUUAUGUGUGUCACUGUCAACCUGGAUACACAGGAAUCCGCUGUGAAGACGACAUUGAUGAAUGCUCCUCAAGCCCUUGUAAAAAUGGUGCAACAUGCGAGAACUUUCCUGGGAAUUACACUUGCCAUUGCCCACCUCAAGACUUUCAGGGGAUAGUUUAUGGGGGAGUGGACUGCCGUGAAAUUUUUCUGGGCUGUACCCGAAACAAAUGUCAGAACAAUGCAAUCUGCAUCCCUUACAUACAAAAUGGCCAACAUGAAUACAACUGCCUCUGUCCACCUGGCUAUUCUGGGUUGCUCUGUGACGUUAUCACUACCCUUUCCUUUGAGGGUAAUAGUUUCCUGUGGAUCACUAGUGCUCCAGGGCCAAUCAAGGAUUCUCUCUUUAACAUAGCCCUUAGUUUUCAGACUGUACAGUCAUCAGCUCUUCUACUCCUUCGAGGCGAUAAAGACAGUUAUGUAAAACUUGAGUUGUGGAAUGGCUACGUCCACCUAUCAGUUCAAGUCAAUAAUCAGUCUAAGGUGUUGCUGCACAUUUCCCAUAAUACCAGUGAUGGAGAAUGGCAUUCAGUGGAGGUAACCUUAGCAGAAGCUGUUACCCUUACUUUGCGUGACAACUCCUGUGUAGAGAAAUGUGUCAAUAAAGCUCCUUCUCCAAUUGAUAGUGACCAAGUGAUGAUUGCAUUUCAAAACACGUUUUUGGGUGGUUUGCCAGUAGGGAAGACGAAUGACGGUGCUGCUCUGCUUAACAUCUAUAAUAUGCAUUCUGCACCUUCAUUUGUAGGCUGUCUCCAAGACAUUGAAAUAGACUCGAAUCUCAUUACUCCUGAGAACAUAUCAGCAGGCUCAUCGUUCAACGUCAAAGCAGGAUGCAAUAAAAAAUAUUGGUGUGAAAACCACCCUUGUCAAAAUAGGGGACGCUGCGUCAACUUGUGGCUUAGUUACGAGUGCGAUUGCUACCGGCCUUACGAAGGGGUGAACUGUUUGAGAGAGUAUACAGCUGGAAGAUUUGGACAGGAUGACUCCACAGGAUAUGCUGUCUUCAGACUUGACCACAACCAGGAGGAGAUCGUCACCCUCUCCAUGUUUGUCCGAACCCGCAAGUCAUCUGGCUUUCUCUUGGCCUUGAAGAAUGGUACUUUCCACUACGUUAAUGUCUGGCUAGAACAUGGAAGAAUAGCAGUGUUGACUCCAAGUUCUCCUAAGUUAUUGGGAAGAUCCCUUGUAAAUGAUGGAAACAUUCACUUGAUAUCUUUGAAAAUAGCACCAAAUAAAAUUGAACUUUAUCAGUCUUCCCAAAACUUAGGAUAUCUUUCUACUUCCACACGGAAAAUUCGAAGUGGAGACAUUCUCUACGUUGGAGGCCUACCAGACAAAAAAGAAACUGAAUUCUGGGGUGGGUACUUCAAAGGAUGUAUCCAGGACAUAAGAUUAAAUAGUCACAAACUGGAGUUAUUCCCCUCUACAAAAGGAAAUUCAACCCUCAAUCAGACUCUUGUCAAUGUGACACCUGGCUGCACUGGGGACAACCUUUGCAAGUACAACCCCUGCCACAAUGGAGGUGUUUGCUAUUCCAUCUGGGAUGACUUCACCUGCUCGUGUCCCCCAAACACAGCAGGAAAAGCCUGCGAAGAAGUCAAGUGGUGUGAACUCAGCCCAUGCCCACCUGAAUUCCAGUGUCAGCUGGUGUUACGAGGCUUUGAUUGUAUUGCCAAUGCUGUGUUCCAUGGGCGGGAGAGUACCAUAUUUUUCAGAAGCAAUGGAAAGAUCACAAGGGAACUCACCAAUAUUACAUUUGGCUUUCGAACCAGGGACUCAGAUAUCAUCUUGCUGUAUGCAGAGAAAGAACCAGAAUUUAUUACUAUAAGUAUUCAGAAUUCUAGAUUACUAUUUCAAUUACAAAGUGGCAAUAGCUUUUAUAUGCUGAGCCUGAGGAGUAUGCAGCCAGUGAGUGAUGGAAUGUGGCACCAGGUGUUUCUUUCUAUGAUGGAACCGUCGGCCCAGUCCUCUCGAUGGCGAAUGGAGGUGGAUGACCAAACAACCAUUGUGACUAGUACAGUAGCCACUGGAAACCUCAACUUUCUAAAAGAAGAGACAAAUAUUUAUCUGGGUGAUAAACCUUUUGACAAUCUGGAUGGUCUUCAAGGAUGUAUGAGCUCAGUAGAAAUCAGUGGCAUUUACCUCUCUUACUUUGAAAAUGCUUAUGGCCACACUAAAAAGCCCCAGGAAGAGCAGUUUCUCAAAAUAUCUACAAAUCCAGUAGUCACUGGCUGUUCACAGGUGGAUGCCUGCAAUUCUAACCCCUGUUUGCAUGGUGGAGACUGUGAGGACUUCUAUAACUCUUAUGGCUGUGUGUGUCCCAUGGGGUGGACAGGGGCACACUGUGAAAUCAACAUUGAUGAAUGCUUUUCCAAACCCUGUAUCAAUGGCAACUGCUCUGAUAGGAUUGCAGGCUACGUAUGCAGAUGUAAUCGUGGCUACACAGGUGUGAACUGUGAAACAAACAUUGAUGACUGUGAGAAUCACCAGUGUGCAAAUGGAGCUACCUGUGUUGAUGGCAUCAAUGGCUAUUCCUGUCUAUGUUCUGGUAACUAUACAGGAAAAUUGUGCAGACAAGCCAGAUUACCAAUGACAGUUUGUGGGAAUGAGAGAAGAAACCUCACUUGCUACAAUCACAGCAACUGCACAGAGCUCCAGGGCGAUUUAAAAUGCGUGUGCCGGCCAGGUUUUACUGGAGAAUGGUGUGAAAAGGACAUCAAUGAGUGUGAGUCUACCCCCUGCCUAAAUGGAGGCAUGUGCCAGAACCUGCUCAACACGUUUCAUUGCAACUGCGAUGGCAACUUCGCUGGAGACCGCUGUGAGCUCGACCUAACAGACAACUUGAUCUCCGACAUUUUCACCGCCAUUGGCUCAAUCACAUUAGCUGUAUUACUGAUCCUCUUUCUGGCAGUGUUUGCCUCCUUCAUAGCUUCCAACAAACGGGCAAACCAGGGAACCUACAGCCCCAGUCGUCAAGAAAAGGAGGGGUCACGUGUGGAGAUGUGGAAUAUGGUGCAGCCUCCGCCCAUGGAGAGACUGAUUUAG